AUGCAUUGGUAAAAGACAUAUGUUAGAUAAACUCUUGAUAUGAGAAGGACUAACGAAUACUAAUAAAGUUUUCUUGCCCUAGACUCUACUCUUUCUUUACCUAAAGUCUGCAUUAUUUUCAAUCCUCCUUUCUUUUUUUUGAUUCUACACUCAUAUUUUAUCUCUUUAUCUAUUUAUCUAUUUAUCUAUCUAUUUGUAUGUAUAUCUAUUUAUCUAUCUUCUCCGCCUAUAUUUAAUCUGCCAAAUGCAAAUUUGAUUCUUUCUAACUUUUCUUCCUUCCUUUUUUUAACUCUAAAUAUAAUUACAUACACUACUAUUAAUUUAUUAAUUGAUUAACUAAUUCAACUCUCUCAUUUAGAGUUAGUUCCAUCUUCCUCAAAACCUUAAUUUUUAUCCAGCUAAAAGCAAAUGAACAAUUUUCAUACUCAGAUUUCUUAUUUUUUAAGCCUGCUUCAUUCAUUGUUUCUCUGCACAAAAAGUCUAACUCAAUUUUCUAAACAAAGAAUUACUCAAAAAACUAAUUCAAAACACUCAAAAAAAAUCAAAUUAAUAUUCUUUCAUAAUUUUUCUUUAGUUAUAUUUAAUUUUUGA
Tetrahymena thermophila SB210 is the source of this 591-nucleotide messenger RNA. RefSeq names its product transmembrane protein, putative. The transcript is spliced from 2 exons. Lineage: Eukaryota; Ciliophora; Oligohymenophorea; Hymenostomatida; Tetrahymenidae. The record is from RefSeq and is a predicted model, not a curated record.